Molecule: messenger RNA, 1167 nt
Organism: Heterobasidion irregulare TC 32-1
Lineage: Eukaryota; Fungi; Basidiomycota; Agaricomycetes; Russulales; Bondarzewiaceae
Exons: 3
Coding region: 1-1167 (388 amino acids)
Molecular function (GO): RNA 7-methylguanosine cap binding; mRNA binding
Source: RefSeq, a predicted model, not a curated record
AUGGACAACAUUCCGGAAGACAUUGUCCUUGAUGAUCUCGACGCUCUUCCUUACGACAAUGAUGUCCCCUAUGAAGAACAGCUUCCAUCUCAUCCCGAGCCCAUAUCACUCGCCGACCGCAUAGGUCGCAACAAAGUAUAUUUGCUCUCAGAGACAUCUCUUUCUCGAGUCGGCAAGAGAAAACGCGGCGAAGAGGCAACCCAGAUGAAAGCGGAGGAAGAGGAAGAGGAAAUGGAUGGAGACUCGUCUCGCAGGAACAAUGCUAUCUUAUUGGUCGGCUCACCCAUCUCGCAUCUUCCAACCGACCGAUUAUUCGCCUACGCAAAGCACUUCAAUGCCACGCCUAUGGGCUUAGAGUGGGUCGACGAUACCACCUGUGUGCUGGUCUUUCCGGCCAAGUCGGAAGCACAGACCGCAUUCAGCCUUCUGCAGAAGACGCUCGACGAGACGCCAGACGAAGAGGGCUUUUCAACGGCCAAGUCUAUUCCUAUGACGUUUUGGCCACCAGAAGAACGUAUCAGCGCCAGCCUCGGUAAAGGUGAGGGCCUGAAGGGGACAAUUCGGAUGCGAUGGGCCAGAAACGAGGAUACCAAGAAGAAGGGUGCCAGGUUGGAGAGCCAGUUUUACAAGAAGCACGGUGUGGACGCAGGCAAGGAAGUAGUCGGGGCGCGAAGUCUGGUUACCGCCAUCGAAGAGGGAGAUUACGAGGGACGAAAUUCGUCAAAGCGGAGAAGGAGAGACGAUGAGCCCAUCAAAGCUCAGCUCGACGAUGACAUCGAGACAUUCUUACGUGAGGACUCGCCAGAGGAAGAGCCGCCGCUGUCUCCACCAUCGAAAAUGCGAUCAGACUACAUCGGAUCCGAUGGCAGGACACUCCUGGAGCGCACGUCGAUGAUACGCGCGCAUCCAGAGACGCUAGCUUCGCGGAUCAUGAUUGAGCUGCCACGUCGCGCGCAGGGACGAGAUAGGGAUAGGGAUAGAGAUGAAGGUGGUAGGGCGCCAAGGGCAGGGAGAGACGGCCGGAGGCGGACAGCAGAUAGAGAGGGGCCUACACGGAGACGACGGGGUGGUGGCAGAGAAGGACGAGAGCGUACCGAGCCGAGAGAGAAGAAAAGCCAACAAGAGCUUGACGACGAGCUGGAAGCAUUUUUGAACGAACGAGACUGA